AUGUGCAUUGACAGGAUCUUUGCAAGGGAGGAGAACGUGGCCACUUUCCGUGGCUCGGAGUAUUUCUGCUAUGAUCUCUCCCAGAACCCUAUCCAGAGCAGCAGUGACGAGAUUACGCUCUCCUUCAAGACGUGGCAGCGCAAUGGCCUUAUCCUUCACACCGGCAAGUCAGCCGAUUACGUCAAUCUGGCGCUGAAGGAUGGCGCUGUCUCCCUUGUUAUUAACCUGGGCUCUGGAGCCUUCGAGGCAAUUGUGGAGCCAGUCAACGGGAAGUUCAACGACAACUCGUGGCACGAUGUCAAAGUGACCCGCAACCUCCGCCAGGUAACGAUAUCAGUGGACGGGAUUCUGACCACCACGGGCUACACCCAGGAAGACUACACCAUGCUUGGAUCUGAUGACUUCUUCUAUGUUGGUGGGAGCCCCAGCACGGCGGACCUCCCUGGAUCUCCAGUCAGCAACAACUUCAUGGGCUGUCUCAAGGAGAACGCUGUCUCUCCAGGCUGGUCAUCAGAUAAAGGCAGUCUGCCUGGCUGGCUGAUAGUCAUGCACUGCCAUGAGAAUAAUGAGGCUAAUUUACGCAGCAGAUGA
This is a messenger RNA of Morone saxatilis (striped sea-bass), 591 nucleotides long. Its product is annotated as neurexin-3-like. Lineage: Eukaryota; Metazoa; Chordata; Actinopteri; Moronidae. The transcript is spliced from 4 exons. Bases 1 to 591 code for a protein of 196 amino acids. The record is from RefSeq and is a predicted model, not a curated record.